AUGGAGCCCAUUCCAAUGCUCCUGGUCGGAAAUGUCUUCGGGAUCAUACUUGGCUUGAAACUGGCUUGGUCAUCCCCCAUCAGGUCGAAGCAUACAGAACCCGAGGCUGAUGAAGGUGUAGGAGGCAAGACAUGGAAUAUGACGUCAGUGACACGAUGUUCUGAGAACAAUGGAAAUAUUAUUGAGGAAAAGAUACAGAAAUAA
Messenger RNA from Sclerotinia sclerotiorum 1980 UF-70, 204 nucleotides. RefSeq lists its product with no specific name. The record is from RefSeq and is a predicted model, not a curated record. Lineage: Eukaryota; Fungi; Ascomycota; Leotiomycetes; Helotiales; Sclerotiniaceae. The transcript has a single exon. Bases 1 to 204 code for a protein of 67 amino acids.